AUGGGGAUCCAGCAGUCCUCUCCAGGCAGCACGGUCUGUGGCGACGCGGGCGUGGAAGUCACCGAGGACAAUCAACUUAUCCGCUUUCGGUACAAUCGCCAGGAGGGCGUGUAGGUCCUCAUAGAUGCUGUCCCCUGCAGUGUCAGGGCUGGUCAUCGGGGGGAACGUAAACGCCGACGAUGGUUUCUAAUUUGCCUCCCUGGAGAGGCAGGCGGGGACUCAUCAGGCGAUCAUUGAUACCCUGUGGCAGUCGGGGUAGUCGUCCCACGAUGUUAUUCUGGAUGACGAAGGCGACGCCCGAAUCGCGUCGCUGAGCCCUGGGACGACCGCUCCAGAAGAAGGUGUUUCCAGCAACCCCCUCCUCCAGUUGACCUUGUCCAGAGAACCCGGUCCCACUGAGUACAGCGAUGUCCAUCUUAUUGUGAGCCAGCUCCCGAGUCACUAGCGCCGUCCUCCGUACCGGUCGGUUGCUCCUCGUAUUGUGUAAAAGGUAACAAACAUUCCGGGUUUUCGGAGUGAGCGGACUCACCCUACCAGUCUGGUGAUUUGGUCGGCGGGGCGGGGGUGAGAGAGUGUUGCUUUGACCGUGAGUUUUCCGUCCGAGGCUACGGUCAGCCUGCAGACGGCGGGUGUUUUCGGCGUUUUCAAGCCCCUUCUGUCUCGCGGGGAUGAACAAUCCUCUCCAUAAAUAGGGCUGCUCAGCUGUCGAACUCCACUAAUGGCUACGACUUUUGUUCAGAGGAAGAGCGACCCGAGUUCGCCUGGGGCUGCCUACGACAUUGCCGUAGGACUUGAAGGGGGCGGAGGGCUGAUGGGUGAAGUGUAGAGAGACGGGAUGCAGAGCUUUCGCGUCUUUCUUUGAGCUAACCGGCUGCGGAAAUAUAAACGGUGAGCAGACAAAUUCAAAAGAACAGCAUUUAAUUGACAAUAAAGACAAAUACAAGCAACCAGACAAAGAAUAAAGGCAACAGAGAAAAUUCAACAGAACAGAAUUUUUACCUUCAAAAAGGUCAAAUACAUGCAAGCGGAUAAAACGUGAUCCAGCGGAGCAAUGUUCCGAUGCUUGUGGCCUCCCGCGGUGUUGCAGACUAGGCCUCGCCUCGAAGACACCGAGGCGGUGAUCCCUCUAACCAGCGGAGCCGAGUUCACCAUGUACGUCGAUGCACACACGGAUACCCUCGCCGGUCCAGGCGGUUACCGGAAUGUGGCCGCUAGACAGAGCCUAGCUUCGGGGAGCCACAUUUGAGAGUUGGGCGCCAGUUAAUGAACGCCAGACGUUGUCAAAAUAUGCAAACAAGUGAGCGAUCUACUGAGAUCGUCAAUUCGACCCACAACCGUACACCCCUACACCCCAAGCACACGCACACGACAGUUCGACCGUCGUUGCCGACGAUGUUCGCCGCGUGUUCUACAGCAUGGCGAGUGCAAGGACGGUGAUUACGCGGAUUUUCUGAAAGGAAACGAACACUCCAGGUCGUCAGAUACGAUACAAACUCGGAUUACAUGUGGGGUGGGUCAGGAAAGAUGAGGACUUGGCCAGCGCGGAAAUGCGUGAUCCCUACAUUCGUUUGAUGCACCCUUUCCAAGCCCUUUCCCACGAGAUGUUAGGCAACGUUAACCCCAAAUAUGGCUGUUUAGACAUCUAAGACCACUGGCAAACUCCACUGUGUAUCACGGUUUUGUUUAUUGGUGGGCGACCCGCUAUAGCCUGGGCUGCCUAUGGGAUUCCAUAUUGACCUCUCUGUGGGACCUUAGGGAAUUGUGGUAGAGGUAGUGAGGGAUGGGAAAUGGGCAGAAUUACUGCACAUCCUCAUCUGGUUAAGCCCGCCUGUUUAGACGUUUGUAUACGUGUGGCCGCUAGACAGAGCCUUGCAUUGUAAGCCCACAGAUGAGAAUUUUGUGCUAGCUUAUUAUCGUGCGGAGCGGCCUCGGCCUGCGUUAUACGACCUACUAGUAGUUACCGAAAUGCCUCUCAUAUCAUAUGGGUAUUGCAGGAAUACAUAAAGUCCCCAACUACUUUGGUUACACCAUGACGGUUUUAUGUUUCACUGUUCUCCUACGUACAGUAUCUGUAACCUGUGAAAUAGUAAGUUCAAAACGUGUGCUAGUUCUUUAUUUUUUUCGAACCAACUUUUCGUUGCGUGCUGUCAACCCCUGCAACGCCUUACGUGAAAAAAAAUACUCUGGGUACCGGAGGAUGAUUUUAUGAUUAACAUACGUAUGUCAAGUAGAACAUAGGGUAUACCUUGUUGGAAUAUUCUGACGCAGUGUUUAACGCCGUCCACACCUUAAGUUUGUGGUCUGGCUUGUUAGACACAGCAAGUUUAGUAAAAACUGGAUUCCUGUCUUACAUGUGUCUUUUCAUAUCAUCUUUAAUCAGAAAAUAUUGUUUACAUUUAAGUUACAUCAUAUUUAUUCCGUUUCUUUGUUUCUAUUCCGUUUUCCUUACUGUUUGCUCUUACGUCCCUUCUUCAUAAUUUCAGAUGUUUUCGUUUUUUGCACAUAUCUAUUUCCCCUGCUAACUGUAUGUAGCUUCAUCCAACACCCGCUGUUCGACUUGUGUAGCCUUUUGAGUUAUCUGUUUUGCAUCGCUUCCGAUGAUGUCCACCGGGAGCUCCAAAACAUGGUGAAGCAGGGUUGGUGAAUUGUGCGUGAAUUAGUCUAUUGUGAAAGCGGACUUGCACAGCGUCUAACGUACCCUCUUUUCCCCACUCCUCACCCGGACCUGGUGUCAAGACAGAGUCCGGAAGACCGAAGGCGGGAUGAGGUCGCAAGUGGCUGGCACGGCCGGACCCGUACUUAGGCGUGCCACCACGCCCCUGGUCCAAAACACACACCUGACACCUGGUUCCCUGUUGCGAAAUUAGCUGCUAUGAUCCGAAACCACACAUUACGUUUCAGGAAGUCUUUGUCGAGAGCGUUUCUCAGUCGGCAAGGACGGCCGAAAUCAGGCGAGGAAUGUAAAAAAAAACAGAAUAAGCCUAUUUUUAUAAGACGUUUCCUAUGUGUCAACUGAUAGUGUCAUCUUUCGAGCCGAAAAAUUCAUGUUCAAAAUCUUACACAAAUAAGGACGAAUGGUCGAGUUUUAUAUGUACGAGUUCCGAUGAAAGAAGAAGCCCGAUAGAGCGCCGGAACCAUUUAUUUGUUUUUCUGGGCUUCUGAACUCGUGCAGGAGCCCAAAAUCAAAGAUGCUAGUAACAACAGAACAAGCGGCAGUUAUAGGGGAUAUUAGCCAAUCUGCAAACGGUGACCCAGAAAAAGAGGUGACUGUGAAGGGACCUGAGCUCCAGCGCAGGACCCAUACAUUAAUUAGCUGUGAUCUCAGUCGGGACACAGACUUCAAACAAAUCUUGGCUUAUCUAGCCUUCAUGUUAAAUAAUAUUUUGUCCACUGCGAAAUUUAAGUCGUGAUCCGUUUCGAAGAAGUCGGUAGUCACUUGCGAUAAUUUAUAGCGCCGACGUUCAGCUAGCUUAUAUUCGCGUAUGGCAAUCUGCGUAUACAUUCAGUCUAACUUCUGCAUGUAGGUACAAUGACAGUUAAGUCACGAGAUGCGACUAACUACGCUGACGCUCCUUGGGAUUUAACAUAUUCUUGGUUUUCAUAACCCUGCUAAACAACACAACUUAAAGCCGGCGCUUAAUUCUGGCAUCCGGUCUCUCAGCAAUGCGUCUGUUCGAUUUCGAUGGUUUCCUGAUGUAGGGCAGUGCACGUCACAUCUUUGUUGGGGUUUCUGUUUGGGCCCUCCGGGAACAAAAAUAGACGCAUAGAUUUCUAAAGCUGUUCGAAUAGACAUUCCGUGUAUAUUGUUUGCGGAGACAUCGGGCUCACGUGCUUCAUCGUCCGGUUUGUAGCAGUAAAUCCAAAAUUAUUGGAAUGGCAUCCGCGCAUAUCUUAACGUUUAAGUCACCGGAUGGUUGCUUUGAAAACUGUUAAGCUGCGUGGUGUUUACUGUUUCCAUAUAAACCGUUGUCUCUAUUUCGAUUUCGAGAUAUCGCCUGAGAAGCACACCAAGACUACGACCUCGGAGGUUUACAAGGAAUUGGGAGAUUAAUCGGAAUGAGACGGUAGGCCUGCCCUAGAUGAACCUCAGUUUUGAAUUCACCUAGUUCGCCAAAUUAGAGGUAGGGUUGCCCUUUGAGGCAACGACAGUCCACAGGAGCGCAUUUGAAUAUGGAUUGUUGACAGACCGUAAAAGAGAGACAAAGCAGUACCAUUCGCCCAUAUUUAUCGACAUUUGUUCUCGAGUUUCCAUUUUUAGUCGAAGUUCUCUGAGCAGUUAAUUGGGCCGAUAUGUUUAUGCGUUCGAUUCUAAGCUCCGUACAGAUAUGUGAAAUACUGUGUCAUCAAAAGGGGACUUGGCUUUCUCGCGGUAGACUUUUCGGCAAGCUUCGAAAGAUGUCUGUUCGCUUUUUAGCAGGGAGAAGAACAAUCUUGUCGUUCGUUCCAAGUUCUUUACAACUUCUUAAUUACGAAACGUCAGUUUGGUCUCCCCACCAUAAUUUAAAAGUUAACACGUUAUCUAAUGAAGAGUUUCUUGAUGUCUGCUGCUCUAGUUCUCCGAAAAUAGCUUCGCUGGAUGCAAUGAAGGUUAACGGGUCAGCUUGUGAGGUGUCAAAACAAACUUAAUGUCUAAACGUUCCUGGUUGCUAUUCUUUUAGCUGGAGGAGACCGGGAAGCCCAAAUCGUUCACAUGAGGUAGACAAUAAAAAAGUUAUAAAAGCAUUAGUAACUGGACGGAAGAGAAAGUAACAACAGAUUACUUGAUAACAAAAAAUUUUUAAAUAACUUAUGGCAGAGUUGAUUCGUUCGAUAUAUUUUACUUGACUGAAAUUCUGGCGACACGUUAAAUAGUGGACUUCUAACUCGAAUUUGUCCGCUCGACAGGACGUUGCGCACUCACUGCGCAUUCGGAAUCUACGCUGUAAACCUUUUUACCUGUAUUCUUAAGCUAAUUGCCAAAAUCAAACAGAUGAAUGAAGUUACAAUGUCUCUUUGCUGGGUUUUGCCUUCUAAAACAUGUGUUAUCAGCUUUGUCCUAGGGCUGGGACGCACAAUUCUCACCAGUCAUCACAUAUAUAUGUGCAUAUAAGAGUAACAAGUUAAUUGACUGAAACGGUUCUGACUGAUUCAUAAAUUUUGAGGACUCUGCGAGCGAGCCAAGACAUACGGCUAGCCCCUGAUAGCAUUGUACUCGCCCAGGGCUUGCCUGGUCGUGGGCUAGUGUUGCGAUUGACUGAAUUUUUCAGCAAUCCUAGCGGGCGCUGUCCACCUGGGGACGGUAGGUUGACGCGCCUUCUCGGGCGAGCUGAGGGCGUUGUAGCCCGAGGCGACUUAAGUCGCCAGACAGGGGCCUAAAUUCCGGACAAACUGCGUGCGUGCACCCUGCACGCGUGCGUACGCGCAAAGGGACCCCCCGGGCGUGGCGUGUAAAAUGCACUCGGAUGAGCAUCAAGGAAGGGUGUAGCAGAAAAGCUACUUUCCUCGCACAGAUCGAGCACUCAGCCAGUCAGGUUACUAGCCCUGCACUAACCCGCAAGUCAAACGGGCUAGCAAAUGUGUAGCCCUGGGCGACUAAAUGCUAUCAGGGGCUCCAGGACUUGAUCAAGCCCCACUGCCAAACUCUAAAUUACCCCUGCGUCGGCAAGAAAUACCCCAGGCUAUGCUAUCAGCGGAGAGUUUCUGCUGCACACUUUACUUGCUUGCCGAACAGAGACCAUGUCUCAGAUUCGCGAAGCGCACAGUGGAGGCGGGUUGCCUCCAAUUUCAUUUGACUGAUUAGAGGUUGCAUGUGUCUGAGUUAUAAUGUACAGCUUUUAAUCCGCUGAGUUCGCUUGUCCUUUCAAUCUUGUUUUGAAGACACCGCAAGACUACACUUUCCUCGGCAUGUUAAGUGUCCAUUUUCGACUGGAAAUAACGCAGGCCGACGGUGUUGUCUAUCACUAACUCGAAAAUUUUGCUCUGCCUUCAGUUCACUCCAGUCCCCUGGCCUUUUUUGCAUCGUACUUAGUCAGUUUUAUGGACUUGCCAUAACUAGGGUGCUCUAUUUGACAUCGCAUCGUUUAGGGCUCGCGUCUUCCAUUUCGCAUGUAACAACUGUACCGGUAUAACCGGUGGAUGCUGAUGGAAGAGCCGGUCUAAGGAAGGAUAAAAAGCAGGGCGUAUAUUGUUGUCUAUGGGUCUCGAUUUCUUAUUCUGUUUUUAAACAUGCGCCAUGAAAUCUACUGGAAAUUCAUAGCAAACUUAUUGCGAGUCCGUUUUCGUUUCUCUCGCCUUCAGACUUUGCGACGACACAUGUGCAUAGGAGACAAGAACCUCCCUCCCAAACUCUUUGCGGGCAAUUCGUACGUCUUCGACUUAGUUUUUGUAUUUCAUUAGCGCAUUCGCUCUGGCAACGAUAAAAGAACGGAUGCCAGUGAUCCUAGUGCGGACCUUGGAUGACCUCAGCAGAAACCUUACGAAAUACGGCAGCCCGGAGAAAGACGUACUUUUUUAUUAUUUCCUUCCUUUUACGAUUAGUUUGAGGAUGCAAAAUUGGUUAUCCAUCGUCUUUCAAAGCUUCGCUACGAACUUGUGACUGAUAAACCGUUCGCUGCACUUUUCAGUGAAUCGACAUCCACUGAUAUUGACCAGUGGAAUGCGGAAAUUUCUCAGUAUUUUUUAUUCUAACAUAUGUGGCUCCUAGUCUUCAGGAGGGCCAAAAUUCCGCAUUCUCGGCAUCCUGGCUCUUUACUGAGUGCUACAUGUACAGACGAAUUAUGAAUAUAGUUUCUCAAAGGUAAAUUUUUCAUUCACUGUGCAACCCCCUCUGUGCCAGUUUGCCAUCAUUCGACCCCUUUGCAGAGCGCAAGUUAGAAGCUUUUCAAAACAGCCGUAGGCUCAUUGCGUCGAUGAUUGCCUGUCUUGAUCAAACACUUACCAGCGCAGACCAGGAGCAACCAGCGGACCAUCUUAAAUUCUUCCUAGCAGUAUGUCCUCUGCCAUACAUUCCAACUUUUCUUGAUUACUGACUCCUUACCGGUAGGAUAUCGUCUAUGCAUGCGUUUUGGUACCUGUUCAGAGUUUUAGAUGCAGUAGACAAACCAGAACGUUUGUUUUUACGGUUUUGCGCCCUUCGUAUUCGAUGACGUUGUUCAUUUCUCUACUGGAUAAAUUGCUCUAAGCCCUAAAGUUUGGCUCGUUUUGAAACUAUUAAUGUCGCUAUCGUAUAAACGGCAUUCCUUCCUAAAUUGUAGAGGCUACGGACGUCAGUGGAUGCAUCCACGUCCGAAUAGGGCAGGGUGCCAUUAAACUGUUCUUGGCUUUUGGAAAAGCGCUAUCCGACCAUGUGAAAAAUCCUAGAAACGGAAGCAUCCAGACAGUAGUUUACUCGAACUGCGAUAAGUAAAUGCUGGUGCUACCCAAACGUUGCAUCUCUUGUGAUAAAAACGUAAUUGGAUCUCUCGGAGAAACCACGCGGAUCCCAGCCUGACCGUUGAUGCACCAAUGGGAUUUAUGCCACUGUUAAGUCCUAAUAUCGUCAGUGCCGUUGACUGUCGGCAGUUUUGACUUUCACUUGAUAAUUUACUUGUUUUCCUGAACGGUCUCUUCUGACUUUGUAAUCGUUGCAUCUCUCUCGAAACUGUUUCGAAUACUCGUCUGCCGUAAUGUUUGCUAGGGGUGCCCGAAUGUCGCAUAUACCUUCGCCCCAUCUAGAAAUAGUAUUUCUCAGUGCGGCGACUGAAGCCGAAAUCGACGACAAUACUGACAGUAUGCAUGUGAUACUUGCUAGCAUAAUUACCUCUGCAGGAGUCUAUGUAAAGUUUACUUUGUUCCUUGAGAGUUCGAAAUGUUUUCUGAAAUCCAGUCCAAGCUAGCAUUGCUAGUCGACAAUAAAGCAAGUAGAAAACUUCGUUACUCAGGUGGGGUGGACGGUUGCACGCUAAGGGGGGUCCACGUAUUGGCAUUCACUCAUUUAUUCGUCGCUGCAUGAUUCGACGAGUUUCACUGUAAGGUAGCAAGAUAGCUCCCUUCUUCUAGGCAGGCUGUUUGACGACUAGCAUAUCUGAAGUGUUUGGUUUUCUAACUCUCUUCUCCACUGAACACGAAGUCAACCUUAUCGUUGUAUGCAGCUCAUCAAUCACCUUAGUCAUACUCUGCAUUGAUAUUGCUCCACGCACGUUAGUGUUCCCUCUGGUCAAAUGAGUUCGAUCUAUCGCUCAGCGCUGGUGAUACCCAAGUUGAGAACCCACACGGUAGUGUCAAUCAUCUGCGGGAGGAAGUACUGUCCAAGCUCCGCAGUAGUAUGGCUGUCGACGAACUAGAUGCCAUUGCACGGUCCUGGCCUUCUGAGCAGCCUGCCACUGUUGCCGUCGUGAUGGAUAAUGCAGGCCCGGAGAUGGUAGCGGACCUGGUCUUGGCGGAGUAUCUCCUAAGUUCCCACUUGGCUGAACGAGUCGUCUUCUACCCCAAGUCGCUGCCGUGGUUUGUUUCUGAUGUAACGCCAAAAGAUCUUGACUGGCUUCUCGGGGAAGGUCUCCCCUCUAUGGUCAGUAUCAAUGAAAUAGAGCCCGAAGUCCGUGAAAGCAUUUCAAGCUGGGCGAAAAAGUGGCGUCUCCGAUUUGACAGUGGAUCCUUCUCUACCAUCGUGCAUCCCUUCUGGACCCUCCCUCUGGGCUAUAACUAUCUGCAGUCAACAGCGCCCGACCUGUUUAGGAGUCUGACCAAGGAAUCAUCUGUUACAAUAUUCAAGGUAAGCCGUUGUUCUUCUCACAUUGUUCAUACCUGUUUGUCUUUAAGUCUGCCAGUAAAUUGAGUUUUCCAGAGAGCAAGCAGACUGUGAUUAGCUAGGUUCUGUAGAAACAAACGAUUUUUGGAUACUCUAAGCACUGAAAAUCCUUCAAACUCCUAACAGCACAAGACAUGCAGUCCACUCUGUGCUCUUCACUCCCCACUGCGUACAGGGCGAUUUGCAUUAUCGAAAGCUACUGGAAGAUCGGAGCUGGGCUGCAAACUCCGAGGACACGAAGUUCAUUUUUGGUAGAUGCUUCCCACCCGCCUCGGAUGCCAGUCGUGACUCCUGUGCCCUCAUAUUGGCUCUGCGAGUUGCGAAGUCUGACGUUGCUGUGGGCGUUUCGGAGGACCGCCUUUCAGAACUCUGUACGGAAGACCCCGAUUGGUGGACCAAGGGGAGGUACGGUUUCGCGCAAAUCAUAAGCACUGCAUGAUUUACCACUUCAGCCAUGCUUCCAUUUUUUACCCAAGAAAUCACUACGAACCACCCACGUGACGAUAAGGUUGAGACAAUCUUCAAGCGCCGUGCGCACUUCCAGGACUUUAUGUAACGCAAAAGGAAUAAAAGCCCAUCGCGCGACUUUACUUCAUCCUUUUGCUAAAGGGCCGUUCUGUUCCAGAAGACUGUUGACUAACAUACCAUCACCGUUGGGUUGAAUGUGCGACUUUAUGGCUUUACAGUUGACGGCGACUAAAAUAUGCAUAGGAAGUGAUUCCAUCGAGGCAUAAACAUCACAUUUUUUCGAGUCGAAGUUUAUUUUCCUCCUAUGACGAACGAAAUGUUCCUGAGAUAGUUGUCUGCCCCUACUACCCCGAAAUGUGUAUUCUGCUAAGUGGGCUAAGGUUUAUACGAGCAAUUUGCGCACAGCCUUUGUUAGAUGCCAUUGACACGUCUCAAGCUGCAUUCCUGACCAGGAGAAGGCACCCCUGGGGAUUGAUGGCUGUCAACUUGAAGAAGUGGACAGUUUUAAAUACCUCGGGGCGCGGCUGCUGCCUAAUGGACAGAGUAAGGACGACAUUGUCUCCCGAAUCGAUGCUGCCCGCUGGGUUUUUUCAAGCCUUCGGAAAUGCCUGUGGAACCGACGUGACCUCUCCAUCGCCACCAAGAUUCGCGUGUACCGUGCAUCUGUCCGGUCUGUCCUUCUCUACGGUUGUGAAUGCUGGGCUUUGCGUGUGGCGGAUGAGCGAAAACUGGAGGUAUUUGACCACCACUGCUUGAGGAUCAUCCUUCGAGUGAAGUUAACCGACUUCGUCUCAAAUGAGAUAGUCCGCGCUCGCUGCGACAACAUCGCGAGGAUAACUCAGGCCAUCCAAGAAAGACGACUGAGGUGGUUCGGGCAUGUUCUUCGUCGUCCACCUCAGGAGCUCAGUGUUACUGCCCUCGAUCCGGCACCGUUGCCCAAUUGGAGGCGUCGAAGAGGGGGUCAGUUCAAAACCUGGCUCGACACUGUCCGUCAAGACAUGGAGGUGGUUCUUGGACCUUCGGUAUUCGGUCUCCGUCGUUGGCGAAGGGAAUGGGUUGAACUGUCUAGAUCUGCGGCCGCGGAUCGUCACGCGUGGAGAGGUACAAUCCGGGACAUCAUCGAGGCCGGCUAG
This is a messenger RNA of Spirometra erinaceieuropaei, 10365 nucleotides long. The record is from the annotation of a GenBank genome assembly. Lineage: Eukaryota; Metazoa; Platyhelminthes; Cestoda; Diphyllobothriidea; Diphyllobothriidae.